Messenger RNA from Peniophora sp. CBMAI 1063, 1674 nucleotides. The record is from the annotation of a GenBank genome assembly. Lineage: Eukaryota; Fungi; Basidiomycota; Agaricomycetes; Russulales; Peniophoraceae.
AUGGCUAUCGAGAGCCUGCCACAAGAGGUUCUCAUCAUAGUCUUCGAAUAUGUUCACGCCCUCGGUGCCCCAACCAGCCUUCUUUCCGGCAAAGCUACCAAAAUCCGUGAUCGGGGGAUGCUCGGACUAUCGCAAGUGUGCAGGCGUUGGCGACAGAUGACCAUCUCACUCAGUGCGCUUUGGGCAACCAAAGUCGAUGUAUCGUGUUGCUGUCUCGAACUGAACCGACUGGUCCUGGAGAGGGCUGGCUCCCGUCGGCUAAAGCUAUCCCUUCAAGAGGUCACUUCGCGCGAUGGAUACGACAACCUGCGUCUGUGGUUCCAGCAAUCUCAUCAUGGACGUAUCCAGUCGGUUGACAUACGAUGCUUGGGGGGCGGCGUCUCCCGUCUUUUGUCUAAGCGUAUCGGUCGAAAUCUCCCCUCCCUCCAAGAUCUCACGGUCAACCUCCGCAAUAACGACGACAAUCCAAACAGGUACGAUCGUAUAUCUCUGGUGACGCUUCCAAUUCGCUACGCACCCGUCUUGAAGAGCGUCACGCUACACAACUGUAUCCUACCCUGGAGUGCGAAUGUAUACUCGCAGAUAACGCAUCUUUGCAUUGACAUCAACGUCAGUUUCGAGACAUAUCAAACGCCUACGCACACGGAGCUGGACACUGUACUAUCGUCUAUGCAUCAACUCGUGGAGUUGUACAUACGGAACCUCUUCCCUGAUUACGUGUUCAUGCGUGAACCCCAGGUCGCAGUGUUGGCCAUUCGCCUUUCCCCCACCUGUGAGCGCGUGACGUUGGCGACCCUGAGCAUCGACGGCAUCGAUGCGGAGGACCAGAACUUCGAUAGCGGACAGCUGGCCAAGAGACUCGUACCCCCGAGCACGGCCACGUUCACCUUGGAGUUGACCUGUGGCGGAAGCCUAUUAGGUCCCGUGAGAGCGGUUUCUGGAUCGUCUCGACCUUCACGGGCUCUGAGUAUCCGUACGGACGAACACCCUCAUGAUACUACUGUGCACAUCGGUUUUGACGCGCCAACAUGGAUGCGAUCUCCGGCGGAUAUGCUCAACGCUACUCAAUUCCCAGGCCGGACGAUCUCUAUCGUAUUUCGAACGGAAGAUUGGCAGGCCGAGUAUCUCGGACCCGCGUCUCCGGCACGAAUAGCGCAUUCCUUCGUCACCCAACACGUCGAUGCGCUUAGAGCUCUUCAGGAGAUCGACAUCAGAGAACUUCAGCUUUUGCGUAUCGACGGACUUCGUCGCUGGACCGACCAACAGUAUCUCUUCGGGGGCGAGAGAGCGCUUAUGGUUCCCAGGACACAAGACGGCGCUCCCCUACUCGCAUCGGCGGAAAACCUUGAAGUCCUCAUUCUAUCUGAUGGAGCCGAUGUAGCCCUAUUGGAGGCGCUCACGACGGUCCCAUCCGGGAGACAUCAGCUCUUAUUUCUGCGGCUGCACACUCUCGUCUUGCGGUGGCCGCGACAUGAGCCCCACGCCGACGCCGCUCGAGCAGUCGUCAUAGACUUCUUCCUGAAGCGACGUGCGUUAGGUGCUCCAGUGAGGACUUUCCAAGUAGUUGCGAUGGAAGAUAGUCGGAAUGAGCGAUGGGAGGAACUGGAAGGGCUCACCGAGGUCAUGACGAGUGUGAUGCAAGGCGGUGCUGCGUCGGAUACAGGGCAGUAUUGA